UCGUCUGUCUUCGUCUCUCCGACCUUCGGUCUAUACUUCCCAUAAUUUUGUGAACUCGGUUUUAAAGGGGGUUGGGUCUGUUAUUUGUUACUUCACUAUACAAAUCAGGUGUUAGUUAAUUUAUCCUAGACAGGCAGUCUGUUUUUUAAAUAUGUGUUAUGUACGUGGAGCAGUUCCUUUGUAGACCAGUUUUCGCUGUGAUUAGUGGGUCAUAAAAUAGGUGUAGGUGUUUGUUCGGUAUGUGGCACAAUAAGACUGUGUUAUGAAUGAGGAGGCUCUCUUAGUACGGGCUGCCGAGGAACGGGAGCGUAUCUUCCAAAGAUACGAGAGAGGUAGAGAGAAUCUCGUCGGACAAAUCGAUCCAUGGGAAGAUCCUGAAUUUGAAGACUACCACAAAACUGAUAGAUAUGGAUUUAUUCAUGACGAGCGACUGCCACAAAAAACGGCGCCUCAAAAGGUCAAUGUUGAAGUGGAAAGAGAGAAGAAAUGGGUUAAGAUGCUCGCUUCGUGGGGCUCGCCCACAACUAAAGAAAAAUUGCACAGAAGAAUAUACAAAGGCAUUCCAAACUCGCUAAGAAUUAAAAUAUGGUGCAAACUACUUGAUGUAAAUAGAACAAAAAUGGAAAAUCCAGGAAAGUAUCAUGAGAUGUUAAGGUUAGCGAAGCAGUGGUCAACUGAUGUCAGACAAAUUGAUUCAGAUGUUAACAGACAGUUUCGUGAACAUCAAUUCUAUAGAGAAAGAUAUUCAGAGAAGCAAUGUUCAUUGUUUAAUGUAUUGUGUGCAUAUAGCAUUUAUAAUUCCGAAGUUGGUUAUUGUCAGGGUAUGUCCGGCUUAGCAGGUGUUCUUCUCAUGUAUAUGGAUGAGGAGGAUGCAUUUUGGGCAUUAGCAACACUAUUGUCUGAUAAAAAGUAUGCUAUGCAUGGACUCUAUAUUGAGGGUUUCCCAAAAUUGACCCGAUUUCUACAACAUCAUGAUAAAAUACUCACAAAGUUCAUGCCUAAGUUGAAAUAUCACUUUGAUAAAUAUGGAUUGGAUGCAAUACUCUAUUCACUGAAAUGGUAUUUUGUAUGUUUUGUUGAACGUGUACCAUUUAGCUUAUGUCUGAGAGUGUGGGAUAUUUACUUACUUGAUGGUGAAAGGGUUAUAACUGCCAUGGCGUAUACCAUUUUGAAGCUACAUAAAAAAGCCAUUAUGAAAUUGAAUGAUAUGGAUCUUAUAGUGAAUUAUAUACAGGUUAAGUUGCACAAGGAUUUUGGUUACGAUGAUGAUGUCGUGAUUUACAAUCUAGAGCGUUCAAUGGAAGAGUUGAAACGAGCGAAAUUGGAUUAUCCUGGCCCACCGCCACCAAAUGAGUUGCCAAAGAGAGAAUUAGGUGCGUUUGUAGAGCCUGAUAAGAAAUCUAAAAUUGGUCAGAGGGCUGAAAAUUUUUCUGAUGCAGAAAAACAGGCACGUGCAACAGUUAUAUUAAGGCGUGAGAAAGCAGCACUUGAUCUUCAAGAGUUGAGAGUGUCUCAAAGUGACACAGUGUCAGAGCAUAGCGGAGUGGCCGGCGUCCGAUGCGAGGACUCAGCUUCAGUGCUCGGCUCGAGACGAUCUCUGGCAGACACCAGCGUCACCAGUACAGCGGAUCUUAGCGUGUUCUCCAGUGGACGAUCUCACGUGCCGGACAACUCUCUCGACACUCACAGCAACAUGAGCGACGAUGGCACUGGGUCAGAUGGGUCUGGUGUUUGCGGCUUGAGCAUUCAGAGGGCUCCUUCUACUACACUUUCAACUCCUAGAGCCACUCCUCACCCGCCCUCAGUUUCUCCAAUGUCAGAAGACGUAGUGCGUAUACACGUUACAUACAAUCCCAUUGCGGGUAGCCCGUCACAUUUACACCCAGUCACGCCAACAAAAUUCAACAAAUGCUACACAGAAGAACAACACAAGCCAACCUCUCUCGGGUUUUAUACAAGCAACGGCUCAGCGAAUAUGCCAACAGAUAAUCGUAUCAGAAUACAAGUGGCGUCUGAAGAGCUCUUGACCCCGGUCGUCGACUCGGGUCGUAUCAUAACUCCGCGAUACGUUGAAUCUCAUGGAUUUUACGAUUUCAAAUAAAUACUCUUUGAAUUACUGGCAUACAGAUACGAACUGUACUUUGUUUUGACUAAUUAUAUUAUACGCUUUUGAACACUGAAGAAAUAAAGAACGAAAAUUAAAAAUACUUUAAAAGUUAUAAAAAUAUUUAUUGCGCGAAAACUUAAAUCAAAAAUUGCGACACUAUUUUAUUUCUUCUUUUAUUCAGUUAAUCCUUGUAAAUAUUAUAGUAUUCUUGGGCAUUGCAUGUAGGUUCUAAAUCUCUUAGAGUAUUACAUUCUAAUGAAUGCUUCAUUAUAUAUCAAAGGUAAGAACGACAUAAAAAAUUAGAUACUAGCGGUGAGUACUCAUUCCAUCGAAUUAUACACUUAAAACAAACAUUCGCAUGUAUCACUACUGUUUUAUGUAUGUUGUACAAGCCGGGUUGUUAUUAUAGACUUACGGCCUCACAAAUAAAUAUGGUAUAAAGUUUUACCUGAGAAUAAACCGAUAAUAUGCAAAAUGUUGACUAUAUCCCGGACAACACUGUCAAUACAAUGAUAAUUUUGAAGUUUUCCGAAUGCAGCCUUGCAAAUAAACGCGUCUGAAUAAACCAGUUAUUAGCAAAAUGUUUAUUGGUAAACAUUUUGCAUAUUCUUGGUUUAUUCUCUGGUAUAACUUUAUACCAUAUUUAUUUGAAAGACCGUUACUAUAUAACACAUGCCUUAAACCAGUUUCAACAUUUGAUUCUGUGAUUAUGAAUCAUUAAUUAGCGUCGGUUACCCUACACUACGUACCCAUCAUAAUAAGGUAAUUUUUAUAUAGCCAAUGAUAUGUAUUAUAAUAGCAGAUGAAUUCUUUGGAUACUAUCAGAUACUGUUAUCAUCCUGAGUGUGCAAAAUUGAUGAUUAUAAUUCUAACAACAUUAAAUAAUGUAUUUAGACCUACAUUUGAUUUUCAAUGAUUGUCCAGUAUGCCAGUGAUUGAAGAUGAAAGAAAAAUAUAGUGAGGUAAACAGCAAUAAAUCAGAUUGUAAUUCGUUUAGUUAAUAAUAUUAUAUCAAGUUAUAGAAACGUUUUACUUAUUAUUUUUUUUUGUAUUAAAUUGUUUUAUAAACAUAUACAGUAUAACUAUCAUAAUGUUUGAAUAUAUUUAAUGGCCAUAAGAAUAUUUGAAUGUUAUCGAAACUUUUCCUCCGGCUAGAAUAGUUAUAAAAGUAAUUUUAGCUCAAUACUCAUAAGAUAAGCACGUACGAGUAAAAAAAUAAGAACUCCGUGUCACCUUACAUAACAGUGAGGCAUCAAAACAAGCCGGUAAACGUGUAAAUCCAUAGCUAUACACUUACACUAAUACAAGCCGAUCGGCUGCCAUUAUGAGAUUUGCUAUCGUCUGGGACAGAUGAGUUUGCGUCGCAAUAAAAUAUUUUAAAGAUGCCGUCGUGCGUGGUGAAAAAGUGUAAAAACAAUACUGUAAAGGUAUUUGUGGAUAUAUGAUUAUUUAAGGGAGAAAAAAUUGGGUAACUGGUAUACCCCGUAGCCGCACACACACUAGCAUAAACGUGCUUCACUUGCUAUUAUCACGGCGCGGAGUCCUUCUUUUUUUACUAGUCUGUGAAAAUAAGUUUAGAAAUAUGCCGUCAUUAGAAUGUCGGAGUUGUUUGCUGGAAUUGAUUCGACGGUGCCUAGGAUUGUAAUGAAUUAAAUGUAGUAGUAGUAGGUGCGUUCAUAGACGUUGUUCUUUACAAUACAGUAUUUGUUCUUCAUCCAUUCCGAUUAUUUGUAGAUAAAAUUUAUACUUAAUUGAAUCUCCUUAAGGCAUUGAGUUGAAACUAAUAAAUGAAUGCUAAAGUAUUACAGUGAAUCUAUUACAAAAGAUUAUUACACAUAUUAGAUAGCACAUUUUGUGUUCGUUUCCAAUGUUAAUUUAAUUCCCUUCAAAGUUUUAAAACUGACCAAAUUUGAUAAAUUAGUGCUGGAAUUUUUGGUUGUUCUUAGUAAAGAAACUCUUUGAAUCUUGCACUCAUAUAUAUUCCAUUGAUAUAAGAUAAUUAUAAAUGUACAUGUAUCUAAGUAGUUAUUAUAUACUAGUUGUGUGUGAAUUGUAAGGUUACGCCUUGUGUUAUGCUUUUCCAUUUAUUCGUUAAAGAUGUUUUUCAAAGUUUGUGUGGAAAUAAUGUUUAAAUGUUAGUAAUACUGGGUAAGGUUUGUAAAUUGUAACAAUUUUAUCGUGUAGUUUGGAGAUGAGAUGAUUCUGUUUACUAGUGUACGAAUAAAUUGUUACAAUGAUUGACAAGUUAAUUCCAGCGGAGUUGAAAGCACUGUUCAAAGAUGUGGUGAACUCCAGAUUGCACAUUUACGGCUUUUUCCAAUAUUCAAUCUAUCUCUGGUUAUGGCCCACUUGAGAUAAAAAUCGUAACUAUCGUUUUUUCUUUCCCAAUAAACUUAUCGACGGUAACUCACCUUAUCCGUACACGCUGACUGUCAAUGGGAUGACGUAAAGCUUACUAGUGAUAGAAGUUUGUAUGGAAAAUGAAAUUCACGCGUCCCAAUAUAAGGCGAUAAGAAUGACUUAUCGGGUAUAUUGGGACAGCUUUAGAUUAUUGAUAGCUAAUAACUGACAGUAGAAGGGUAGUAAUUUAUCUCUAUAUGUAGAUAGUAUAUUGGGAACGGCCGUUAAGCAACUUGUGAAUCAAUCCAUUCCAGUGGAAGGUCGGCGCAUGCUCAACCGUUGGUAGCUAAAAAACAGAAAUAUACAAUGAGAAUUGCAAUAAUAUCAGGUUGUCUAUUGUUUAUGAUAUAAAAGAUAAUAUAGUAGUACCGUCUGUUGUGACAUAAUAUUUGUGUGUUAUUAAAUAAUGUAUAAAUAGUAUGGUAACAUUUGUUGGUUCCAUAAUUUGUAAUUAUUGUUGCAGCGAAUAAAUCCUUUAACGGCCUAAGGCCGAUAAAACUGAACACAUUUAAUAAUUCUAUAUUUUUAAAUUGUAGACUCUUAAGUAUAUUAAAAAGUAAUAAAUAAAUUGUUGUCUCUUGCCCUCUGUUUAAAAGUAUAUUCUAUUCAAAAUAGUAUGUGUAAUAUGGUAUAUUAUUAUCGUAGUUUACUGUUCUUAUUAGGCGAGGUAACCUUAAUAUCAAAUAAUUUAUUAUAAUGAAUGACGUUACAGUGGCGAUAAAAUAUAUUUUGGUUUGUUAUGAUCGGUCAAUCAUAUCUAUUAAAUAUAUUCUGCCAUAAUAUGAUAUAAUAAUAAAAUUGAUCGAGGGAUUUCUUUACAAUAUAGGGGGUAAUUUAUGUAAAGACUGCGCCGAGAUGGUACCUAUAUUAUGAAACGUCUCUGAAUAGUCUCCUAGUGUAUCUCUGUAUAACGGGCGUGACGUAUCGCCAGAAGUUUAGUGGUACGAGGCUUCACAGCUGUUAUUAAGCGCAUGGUAGCCUCUGUUCUUCUCUUUUUUUAUAUCAACUCACGGCGAACAGAGUUUACAUGUCGUAUAAAUUUAUAUGAUUAAUUUUUUUAUGCAUUAUGUUAAAGUAAAAGUAAAAAUUUGAACGUCCAGUAAUGUUCUAUAAAUGAGUGCCAUUUUAAAUUUAGAUAGUAUCAAAAUUUACAGUUAUCUGUUUGAGAGGGCCUUUAUUUACUGGUAAAAAGUACACGAAUCGAACAACGACAGUUAAUAAAAUGUAUUGAUUUAAUAUUUUUUUAAAUAAAUGUAAUAUUAUAACUCGGUUGAAUCAAUUGAUAAUGAAAUCCAACACUCAAGGCAUACUACAUCUGUGUCAUAAGUUGAGCACAAAGAGCCUAACCUUCACCAUGUCUCAUUUCAGAUGGAAAAUUGCAUAUACACUCCAAUGUUUACUAUUAGUGUUAUGCGUAUAAAAAAAAUUACCAAUCAGAACUCUCGAUAUCUCACACUGCUAAGUUCAUUCGUGAUUUACCUAGAUUUAUUAUAAUAUCACUAUAGUGUACCCGUAAUAUUACAAUGUCACUAAAACGAGGUCGUUAAAUUGUAAGAAAUGAAGGCGAUUGACGAUCUACCGUUUAAUUAUAAUAUCACUAGUGAAAUUAUAAUAUCACGGCUUUGACAAAAUACCUGCGUCCAGUGACCGCAAAUAAAACAUGGAAGCAAUUUUGUUAUACUAUCUACCGUAGAGUAUUAGCGUCAAAAGUUCACAAAAUUAAGUCACAACACAGUAAACUAUCACUGCAUAAUAAAAAGAGUGUUAUUGGAUCUAGGCCGCUUUGGCUUAUUUUGUCAUGCGCACAACGUGAUUUACAUGAUUGGUUCUCGGAUAGACAUGAUAACGGUAACCAAGGGUAACUGGUUUGCUUGCUUGAUAAUGUCAAUGUUUGUCAGAUAUGUGGACGAUGUAUGCGUUAUAUAUGAGGGGAUCAGUCAUGAUAAAAUAAAUGAAUUUUCGAACUAUACAUAUUAGCUAGAUUAGUAGUAUAUCCUUAAAAAAGGCGUAUAUUUUUCUAAAACGCCGGCAACGCUUCUGUGAAUCCUCUGGUUGUACAGGAGAAUAUGCCCGGCGAUGGUUUCAAUUAAUAACUUUGGAGUAUUAACUUUUUUUUAACCUAAAAAUGAAUUGUCAAUUAUAAUCUUAUAAUAGAAAAUUAAUUAAAACUCAAAACGAAUGUACACAAAACAUACAAACAAAAUUGAUAUGGUUAAAAAGGAAAAUGUAAAUAUACUUAUUGUUACAACACUGAAUAUAAUUUGAUAUUUGAACUAUUUAAAUGAGUCACUUUAUUACUAGAGUAUAAUUUAGAUUCCGUGAAAAAUCGUAAGAAAAUUUAGUUAGUAGUUAUUUAUUUAGUAAUGAUUUUCAUGUCUCUAAUUGGUAAACUUUUAUCCAUAAUCUUUACGACUCUUGUAGGAAUCUAAAUUGAAAAUAACGUGAAAUAAGAAAGGCACUAUACACUUUUUUAUAUAGGACGAGAAGAAAGAGUCGAAAAAAAGUAAACAAUAGCGAAAAACAAAAAAACACAGCGGAAUACCAUUCCACAAGGAGGCAAAAUUAAAACCAAAUCUGUAAGUUACUAAAUAAAUAUUUUAGUUUUGUAAUACAAUGUAAGUAAAAUGUGCUACUACCUAUAGUACGCAUAAUACCAUCCCUCAAAUUUUAUUGUAUUUUUAAGUAAAUGGUCAUCUUACACAUGAAAAGUGAUUCAAUUCCGCUUAGGACGACGAUGCGUAUAAGAUCUGGAUCAUUUUAUAGCACAUGUAUGUAUUUCAAAUACUUGUUUUAUCUGUUUUUUAAAUCCCGCCCGACCAGGAUCCUAUCGUACUCACUCGCCUAACUGAACUGAUCCGCAUGCCGGGACAUCUUAUAAGCCCUGCUCACUAACGGUAUAGUUUUAGUUGCGCUAUUUUAAAGCCACAAAAAUGCUUCAGUGUUUUAUAUGCGUUCAUUGCCUGCGACAAAUAUAAUAUAUAAGUAUAUAGUAUAUAAAGUUAUUUUUUUUAAUGCUACAUAAAAGUUGAAGUUAUAAUGUAAUGAGAUGUGUAAUAAUGUAUUUUAUUGUUUACGAAUCUUAUUAAAUCUGGAUUGUACUAUGAAUUUAUUUAUAGUGAGUAUAGUGCCUAUUCGUACUUUAUUCGUCUCUGGGUGACUUUAACAGACUUCUUAGCUUAUUUUUUUUAAUAAAAUGAAAAUAUAUUUCAUCUCAAAUAAUAUCUCUAAAUCCUUUAUAUAGUUUGAUAAGCUGAAGUCAUAUUUUCAAUAAAGAAAUCUCAAUGUCUGAAUGAUAAUAUAUUUAUGAUAUGACGGCCUUACAAAUAAACUAGCUAUAAAGUUAUACCUGAGAAUAAACCAAGAAUAUGUAAAAUGUUGACUUUAUCGCUGACAACACUGUCAAUACAAUCAUAAUUUUGAAGUUUUCCAAAUGUCAAGCAGCCUUUCGUAUAAACGUGGGAAACGUUAUACGACCGAAUAAACCAAUCAUAAGCAAAUAUCUAUUAGUAAACAUUUUGCAUAUUCUUGGUUUGUUCUCAGGUAUAUCUUUAUUCCAUGCUUAUUUAUAAUGCCGUUACUCUGUUAUUAUAAACGCGAAGUAAAGUUAUUCCAAAUUUUUAAACUUCGUCUUUAUCUUACCUUUGUCACUACGGAAUUGACAUGACAGGGAGAAGUAAUUUUAAACUUGGUGUAACUUUACAUCGCGUUUAUUAAUAAGGCAGGUAGUGUUUAAAACGUUACUAACUUACUAGAGUCAUUGAAAGCAUCUGUAUUCGUUGUUACCAGUGUGUUGUGAUUAAGAUGAUGGAAAAUGGGUCCAAAUGUAAUAAGAUGAGAUGUGAAUAAAACAUUUCGUUUUUUUCCUUCUUAGAAUUUGAAUUUUCAUCUCAAUUCUCAAUCUGGAAGCGAAAAUGUGAGAAUUUUAAGUAUCGUGAUAUAAUCUAUUGAUUAAACAUUCCAUAAUAAAAUUGCAAAAAUUGAAACAUCAGUUAUUAAUAGAUAAUUCAUUAAAAUUGCAUACAUAAUAUUCAAUACAAAUAUUGCAUUUGCUUUCAGUUACAGUAUGUUAAGAGGUAAAUAAAAUAUCAAUUAAUAGCUAAAUAUAAUUACUUACAUUAAAUUUGUAACCAAACUUUAUGAACGAUGCGGGACUCGAACCCGCGACCUUUCGGCUUAUGCUAACUCAGUCUUAUGUUUUUAGUAUGUGUCGCCGUCUUUGACUUACAUUCUGACAUUGACAGUUGAGACUCGAGUCAAUGCUCGUUUGUAUCAUUGUAUGAUUAUUUUAUUACAUUUUUAACGAUCUUGCUUACCUACAAAGAUCACUCACUCAUAUGUAUGACUUGUGUUUGUUAUCUUGGAUUUUACCAAUGGCUUGUUAGUUAAAUAUUAUUUUAAUAAUUAUGGAUGUGUAUGAAUAUUGUGAUUUGUGCAUUUGGAUAGGUAAGUGCCAUGAACUUAUAUAUAUAUAUCUCUUGUCCUGCAGAUUUUGGAUCAUUCAAACGUCUAGAUAGACUAUGGCAGCUGUGAAAACGUCGAAAAAAAUUGAGUUUAGAGUUAACCUCUAUUUUGAGCAAUGCACGCACAUUACUAACACACAACACUAUGUCAUACAAAUCGCGAGUGAAAGACAUAGCUAGUCACGCACACUAAAGUAAUAACCGUGGCCGGUUUUCAUCCGUUAACUAGCGAGGGGCUGUUUCUAGACACUAAAGUAAAAUGUUUUUUUUCUAUAUUAUAGAGAAAAAUAUCAGAAAAUAACCCCAACAUAUCUUACUUUUACUAAAUCUCAUUAUAAUUAAGCAAUUGGAUUGUAAAUAUCGUCAAAAUUGCCAACUUUUGUUUGUUGGUAUCUGUUAAUUUUGACCACAUUCUUUUUUUACAUUUGGGCCCAAGAUCGCAUGCAUAAUAUGGCCUCCUUUUUUCUCGUGCUCGUGUAAGGUUGUCAAAAGUAGGAAAAUUACAGAUAAUAUUAAAAUGUGCAGAAUUAAUUAUUGUAUGCAUGGCAAUUGUACCUUUUAGAAAUUAUACUUUCAGUAAGUUAGGCAUGAGAGUACAUAUUAUAAAUACAUAAGUAUAAAAUGUUCAAUAGAAAUGUUAUUAAUAUAUAAAUUGUUUGUGUGAUUCGUCUGUGAAUUUUUAAGAAAAUUCAUUUGCGGUUUCUCUCAUUUUAUUUUCUACUCAAGUGAUCUUGAUGUUUCAAUUUAUUUUAUUUAUUUUUUAAUUUCAAUUUCACCCCGAUUUUAGCAAAGUGCACACUAAGUGCUGCAAUUUCCAUUUUACUAAUAUAAUUUGUAUUCAUACUGUAGAUAUAUUUGUGUUUUUAGUAAAUAUAUAAAUCAUAUGCUCUGGUCAUGGGUCAGAGAAUAUCGGUGUCUUACCGUCUAUCCUUGUCGCUCACGCAAACAUAUCUGUUCGUCUCUCUCACACAUAUGUGAAAGGUGUUAUAGGUGUUAAAAAUCCUGUACUAUAUUUUGAGGCGAAUAUUGGUAUCAACAAAUAAAUAUUGAUCUCUCAGGAAAUAACCACAUUAAAAAAAAGUAAAAAAAAUAUUAACAUACCUAAUUAUAAAAGAUUGGACACCGCUGCCUGCGGCCAUUUUAAUUUUUCCCCGCCCAUUUCAUUCGUGUACCCUGCGAAGGGCGCGCAGGCGGUGGCAUAAACGAAAGUUUUGUAUUAAUAAUAAACAUCGCCCGCCUUAUUCGUUUGAGCCGCUGCGCCGCGCAGCUUAUGCUAGCUAUACGCCAUUGGAACGAGGCCAGGGCGAUGACCUUAGUUUGCUGACAGAUAAAACAAGUUCAGAAGAUUUUUGAAAACAUUUAAUAUGAAACGUUCUUUUUAUUGUAGCAAUUAAUCUAAGGGGUUUUUUAUUUUAUUUUUAGUAGUGUCUCCGCAUUCAAAUUCAUAUCCGUGUCAAUUAUCGUACAGGGUUUUUUUAAAAUAUUGUAUAUUGCAACUGGUUGUUGGUACUGGGGUUAAAUGUCACAAUAUUUAUCACCUCUGUGAACAGAUUUUUUUUGUAUUGUAUUUAAAAAGAUUAUUACAAAUAUCUGAGUUAGUUGUUAUAAUAAUAUCGCCAAAUUGGUAAUGCGCAGGAAUAUUAAUAAUCACAAUAACACCCACGUGACAUCUACUAAAAAGAACAACGAUUAUGUAUACUAUUAUAUGAUAUUAAGUAUUAAUUGAAUUAAAUAAAAUGGAUAUUUUUCAUAUAAAAAGCCUUCCAAUACCCAUUCAGAUGCGAAAUGACACUUGUCUAUUUGUUAUGUUUCCAUGUUUUAUUUUUUUCGCCUAUUUCAUACUUUACUUACUAUUACAAAAUUUAAAUAGCAUAAUACAAAGGUGAUGUUUAUUAUAUUAUGAAGAAAACAAAACAAUAAUAAAAACAAAAUAAACAAGUUCAAAAUUCAACACUCGAACAAUUAUUAAUACUCGCCAAACUGUGUUGCUAACGAUACUGUUUAAUUUUAGCUUCUAUCCAGGACUGACGUCACUAUAAGAUGGCUGUCGUGCGCAUUGCCAAUUAUGGACAAUAUAUUAACCCCCUUAUUCACAAUAGUCUGCUAACUUAAAGCAUUGCUAAUUCUCACUUUGUCUUCUUCUAUUGACCUAAGUCAGAAUGAGAAAAAACACUCGUUAGCGGCUGUUUAAAGUUAGCGGACCAUUAUGAAUACGGAGGUAAAUGUUUUACGCCCAUAUAAAAAAUUCCACACUCAUAUCUAACGUCAGUAAUGUAUAAAUUUGUAUAAUUUGAAAUUAUUUAUAAUUAAUUUAAUGAUAUUUGUGGAAAUUAAUUUCAUGAUGGUUAAUUGUUUUAAUUUAAUUUAUUUAAGUAAGUACAUUUAUCAGAAGAAAAGUGCAUGUUUAUGUUUGUGAACUUGUAGCUUCUGUAUUGUAUUCUUCGAAUUGUUGAGCUUUCUUGAGAGUGUAGCCAGUAUAUAAACUGAUUCAAAUAAAUGAUAUUUCAAAUAUUAA
Messenger RNA from Leptidea sinapis, 11482 nucleotides. It is a transcript of the gene RN-tre, whose product is annotated as USP6 N-terminal-like protein. NCBI's taxonomy places the organism in Eukaryota, Metazoa, Arthropoda, Insecta, Lepidoptera, Pieridae. The transcript is spliced from 6 exons. The record is from RefSeq and is a predicted model, not a curated record. The coding region runs from base 263 to 2101 and encodes 612 amino acids.